This is a messenger RNA of Aureobasidium musti, 903 nucleotides long. The record is from the annotation of a GenBank genome assembly. NCBI's taxonomy places the organism in Eukaryota, Fungi, Ascomycota, Dothideomycetes, Dothideales, Saccotheciaceae.
AUGCCUAAGCCUGCAAACAUAACACUCAAGAUGCUCUACGGUACAGCCUGGAAGAAGGAACGAACAGCCAGUCUAGUCCAACAAGCUCUCCAAGCAGGCUUCCUCGCCAUCGACACAGCUGCCCAACCAAAGCACUACCAAGAACAUCUUGUCGGCAGCGCUGUUCGGUCAUUCCUAUCAACAAGCAAAUUCACUCGUCAAGAUUUAUAUCUGCAAACCAAGUUCACUUCGAUCAACGGCCAAGAUCGGAACAAUCUACCCUACGAACUAUCAACCAGCAUCACAGAGCAAGUUGAAGCUUCUGUCGCCUCUUCACUGCAUAAUCUACGACACAAUAAAAACUCAGAGGAAAGCUACAUUGAUUGCUUGGUCCUGCACAGCCCACUGCCAUCAAUAAAGCAAACGAUGGAAGCAUGGGACGCAAUGUCCUCCUUCGUACCCUCAAAAGUACACUCUCUGGGAAUCUCAAACACUUCACUCCCAAUUCUCCAGCACAUCUGGAGCAACAGCACUGUCAAACCAACAGUAGUUCAGAACAGAUUCUAUGCCGCAACCGGCUGGGAUAUCGCGCUCAGAGAGUUUUGCACAGACAAUGGCAUCGAGUAUCAGAGUUUCUGGACGCUGACGGGGAAUCCUGAUCUACUUGAUUGUCAGCUUGUUCAGAUGGCGGCUGAGCAAGUGGGUGUAAGUGCAGAAGUGGCGCUUUACUCUCUUGUUCAGGGACUUGGUAUUGCGCCUAUCAAUGGUACGACAUCUCAUAUCGAGAGCGAUGUGGCUGAGCUGUCAAAGUUGGAGCAGUGGAAAGCUCAAGGUCGUAACAUUGAGACUUGGGGCAAAUAUGUCAAGGCCAUGGAUGGGUUGCUCAAACAAUGGACUUACAGUCUGGAGCAUCGAGCGAGAUGA